AUGCCUGCCGGGCCCCGCUGCACCUGCAUCCGCACCACUAGGCUUCGGACCAGAGUCCCAUGGGCGAUUCGACUCGGCCUCAGAAGAUCUCCACGUCUUCACUCUGCCUGCUGCCACAACCACAGCAUCACUAACCAAGUCGAGGACCAUGAGCACUGCUGCCUCUUGAAGACACGCCACCUCGCUUCGAAGCAGCGCAGGCUCUUGCCUGCCAGGAGUUCCUUGAAGAGGAAGCAGGGGGCACACCGAAAGGGGAGCCUGACUGGAGGACUGAUAAAGAGUGGAGCCGCACCUCCCAAAGACCACAGCUUUGUCAACAAGUUGGCCACUCAAGAAGGAGUUCUCACCAGUCUCCCAAGGGGCUCUGCUGACGGAGUAUUCCCCAAAUUGUUUGUCUCUGUCCUGGACUCCAGCUCCCUUGAAGACGCAACCAACAAUUUCUCCUUCCAGGAGUUCCCACAGGACCCAUGUCCUGAUCAGCACGUUCCCACCGCUUCUGACCAGCCCUUGGUCUCUGCCUCCUCAGAGUGGCAGCGGAAGCUGGAGGCGGCCGAGGCACUGCUGAUUCUGAAGGAAUCUUCCCAGGCCCCUUCAGGCUCCAUCUCCCUGCUCCAGCCUUGAGCUGCACCAGCUCCUGCUGGGGAUAGAGGGCUCCAGCCCUCCAGCGCCCCUCUCCAACCCAGGCCAGCCAGCUCUGUUUCUCUGCCUGUUGGACACCUGGGGCGCAUCUCCCUCUUGAGCUAGAAGCCCAAAGGAGGAGGCUUCUCUAGAGUAGUGCCUGUGUAUGCAUUUGCAAAAUGUUUAGUGUUCAAAGUGCUUAAAGUUAAAAAACAUAAAGGCCGCCCUGGCUGGUGUAGCUCAGUGGAUUGAGCACGGGCCUGCGAACCAGACAGUCGUGGUUCGAUUCCCAGUCAGGGCACAUGCCUGGGUUGCAGGCUGGUUCCCUGCAGGCCAGUUCCCAGCAGGGGAUGCAUGAAAGGCAACCGUACAUUGAUGUUUCUCUCCCUCUCUCUGUCCCUUCCCCUCUAAAG
Molecule: messenger RNA, 1031 nt
Organism: Artibeus jamaicensis (Jamaican fruit-eating bat)
Lineage: Eukaryota; Metazoa; Chordata; Mammalia; Chiroptera; Phyllostomidae
Exons: 5
Source: RefSeq, a predicted model, not a curated record